UUCUUAUUUCCUCAAUCCUCCUCCCUCUUCUUCAUCGGUACCAACCCCUCUUUUCAUCCUUUAGCAUGUCCACCUCUCCAAGGGCUCGCGGCUUCGUGCAAAAUGACGUCUUCUCCUCCGUCCCUCUACUGGGCAAUCCCGUAGCAGUCGUCCUAGACGGACGCGGCCUCUCCACAGAAACAAUGGCUCUCUUUGCUCGAUGGACAAACCUGUCAGAGACUACCUUCAUCCUUCCUCCUAGCGAAGAGGUGAAAGCUGGAGGAAAGGCAGACUAUCGUCUUCGAAUCUUGACCCCAUUUGGAGAAUUGCCCUUUGCGGGGCAUCCUACGCUGGGGAGUUGUCAGGCCUGGUUGGAUCACAUUUCCUCUUCUUCACAGGGUCAGCUCUUCGCCAGUGGUCAGUCGGACAUUAUUACGCAAGAGUGCGGUGUAGGCUUGGUCAAGAUCAAGCGAGAUGGUGCGACGGGGAGAUUGGCGUUGGCCGCCCCUGGUUUUACCAAGUACCAGCCUGGUACAGAGGAGGAAAUCAGGACGGUUUGUCAGGCCAUGGGCAUUGAGAGGGGAGAUGUCCUGAAGGCGCAAUGGAUUUGUAAUGGCCCUCGAUGGUUCGGUCUCCUACUACGCUCCGCACAAGCAGUGCUGAAUGCCUCUCUCCAAUCUGGCGGUACAGACCUCCUCGCCGAGGGAGGUGUGCCCUUCAUCGGUCUCACAGGACCAUACCGUCCUGCCGCUGCACUUUUGCAGUCCGCCGGCCUCCUGGAUGAAGCCGCCGUUGCGACCUUGACAGAGGAAGUCGAAAAGGACGGGACGCCUUCAGCCUCCUUGCCCAGUGCCAGUCCCACUGAGGGCGCAGCACAAGGAGAGGCGACACCCCUCGCGAGCUGGGAGGUGCGCGCCAUCUUCGAAGGGAUCGAAGACCCGGUCACUGGCUCACUCAAUGCUGGCUUUGCCCGCUGGCUUGUCCAGGACGAGGGACUUGCGCAACGAAACUAUGUUGCUUCGCAGGGAAAGUGUAUGGACCGAAGGGGCAGAGUGUACGUAAAUGCUGAUGGCGAUGCGGCAAGUGGGAGUGAAAAGGGAGAGAUCUGGAUCGGUGGAGACACGAGUGAAGUUAUCCGGGGCGAGGUGCGGCUUUGAGGAUAAGAAUACAGGUCAAACUGGAUCGGAAUAUCUACGAAUCUAGCAAUGAUACCAUCACGUUCUAGCUCAGC
This is a messenger RNA of Microstroma glucosiphilum, 1210 nucleotides long. Its product is annotated as Diaminopimelate epimerase-like protein. Gene Ontology annotation, cellular component: cytoplasm. The record is from RefSeq and is a predicted model, not a curated record. Lineage: Eukaryota; Fungi; Basidiomycota; Exobasidiomycetes; Microstromatales; Microstromataceae. Gene Ontology annotation, biological process: biosynthetic process. The coding region runs from base 66 to 1136 and encodes 356 amino acids. The transcript is spliced from 2 exons. Gene Ontology annotation, molecular function: isomerase activity.